Molecule: messenger RNA, 779 nt
Organism: Ruditapes philippinarum (Manila clam)
Lineage: Eukaryota; Metazoa; Mollusca; Bivalvia; Venerida; Veneridae
Exons: 3
Coding region: 12-701 (229 amino acids)
Biological process (GO): signal transduction
Source: RefSeq, a predicted model, not a curated record
ACUUGACAAAAAUGUGUGAACCAACUGAUGUUACAUUACAAAUGGAAAUGAGUACGGAUAAAUUGCGUUCUGAUAAAUAUAGUAUUCCAGACUUACCUAAUACGAAAGACUAUCAUCUUUUCAUAUGUUAUACCGAAUGUGAUUCAAGAAUUGUUCGAGACAUCGUGACAUAUUUCGAAGCUGGGGGAUUAAAAUGCUGCUAUAAUGAACGUGAUUUUCCAUCAGGUAGAAAAGUUAUACACAGCAUUAACGACGCUAUAAAAAAGAGCAUGGGUAUCAUCAUUGUUCUUUCGGAAGAAUCCAUUAACAGUAACUUCUGUCAACAUGAAAUUGACCUAGCGGUUCAUACAAGUAUAAUAGAGGGUUAUACAAUCAUACCUAUCAAGAUUCAGCCUUGUACUAUUCCUGAAACUUUGCAGGAGAUAACAUACAUAGACGCUCAAAACAAAGAGACUAGCGAAUUGUAUAUAUUGAUAUUAAAUGCAUUUUUACAAAACGUAUGGCACGUGGAGCAGGAACGGACAAAUGGCUUAACUCGUAGUAUACCUUUGACACCAUAUGAAAAAGGAUUCUUGAAAAGCUUGUCGGUAUGGAGGGUCAGAUUGUUGGUGAGCCAAAAUGAAAGACAGUCCAUAAAAAUGAAGGGAUUUAAUGUAAGUAGCUUGAAGGUGUCCCAUUUAAAGUUUCUGAUUCUACUUUAAGUUAGUGCUUUUUGUUACAGAACAAAGUAAAGAGAUUUGACCUGUAUACAGAUGCCGACAAACAGAUUUGAUAACAUA